AUUGAAAUGCUGCAUUUUUUUGGGUUGCGUUUCUUUGCAGUAAUGAAGCAGUAAAAGUGAUUUUUCCGUUACAUAGAAAAAGAGGCUUUGUCUUUUUCGGAUAAAAGGAAAAAGUGACUUCCUUUUUUUUGUGCAAUUGUGAAAGUUAAGGACAAAUCUUGCCGAAAAAAAAGAAAGUGAAGGACAACUUGGCAUAGAGAUAAGCACAACACUCAUCUCCCACAAAACCCUAGUUUUUAAGUUUAUAAAGCAACAAGCCCAAACCUCAUAGAGCAAUCCUCUAAAUGGCCACCCACAACCACCACCACCACCACCACCACCACCACCAACAAAACCAUGGCCUAGAAAACUCCCAAGUGGUUGUGGUCAUGGUGCCCUUCCCGGCACAAGGCCAUCUCAACCAACUACUCCACCUCUCCCGCCUCAUUGCAUCCUACAACAUACCCGUCCAUUAUGUCAGCUCCGCCACUCACAUCCUCCAAGCCAAGCUCCGCAUCCACUCUGGGAACCACCUUUCUGACAUCCCCAGUGUCCAUUUCCAUGACUUCCCAACCCCUUCAUUUCUCUCUCCUCCUCCAAACCCUAAUGCCUCCAUCAAAUUCCCCUCACACCUCCAACCAUCAUUCGAAGCAUCAUCACAACUUCGCGAGCCUGUGAGGAACCUUUUAAGAGAAUUAUCACCCAAAACUCGAAGAAUUAUCGUAAUCCAUGACUCUCUAAUGGCUUCAGUGGUCCAAGAUGUGGCUUCCAUACCAAACGCGGAGUCCUACAAUUUUCACAGUGUCUCCGCGUUUGCCCUCUUCUUCCACCGUUGGGAAACCAUGGGAAGACCUUUCGAGAUUGAAGCUAAUAUACUAAAAGACCUUCCCUCCAAUGAAGGAUGUUUCACUUCAGAGUUUAUCAAAUUCAUCAGCACUCAAUUUGAUCACAUCAAGAUCAGCUCAGGCUGUCUUUACAACACAUGCAGAGUGAUAGAAAGUCCAUAUUUAGACUUGCUCGCGAAUGAAGUAACCAACAAGAACAACAAGCAAUGGGCACUUGGACCCUUCAAUCCAGUCACUGCUGUAUCUCAUAACAAGAAAUCAUGCCAUCCAUGUUUGGACUGGCUCGACAAGCAACCUCAAAACUCUGUCAUCUAUGUUUCGUUUGGGACGACGACUUCAUUGUCUGAUGAACAAAUCAAAGAGCUGGCGACGGGGUUGGAAAGAAGUGAACAAAAGUUCAUUUGGGUGUUGAGAGAAGCCGACAGAGGAGAUGUGUUUGAAGGAGCUGGAGAGAGAAAAUUAGUUGAAGUACUGCCGAAAGGGUUUGAAGAGAGAGUGGAAGGGAAAGGAAUUGUAGUGAGAGAAUGGGCUCCACAAUUGGAGAUGUUGGGGCACACAUCAACAGGUGGGUUCAUGAGUCACUGUGGAUGGAAUUCGUGCAUGGAGAGCAUAACAAUGGGAGUGGCAAUAGGUGCCUGGCCUAUGCAUUCAGACCAGCCCAAGAACACAGUAUUGAUAACUAAGGUGUUAAAGGUUGGUGUAGUGGUUAAGGAUUGGGCACGUAGAGAUGAGUUGGUGGAUUCAUUGACCAUAGAAACAGCUGUGAAGAGAUUGAUGGGGUCCAAAGAAGGAGAUGAAAUAAGAAACAGGGCGGUGGAGUUGGGCCAGGAGGUCCGUCAGGCGGUGGAGGAGGGUGGGGUUUCACGAUUGGAGUUGGAUUCUUUCAUUUCCCAUAUCACCAGAUAAUAAGAAUCACAAGAUGAUCAUAUAUAUCUUUUGAGAAUUUUCCUUUCAAUUAAUGAGGUCUUGUGCAGACAUAUCUACCAAUUAAAAUGCAAGUCAAUCUGUUGAGUUUUGUAUAAGUUCUCCUAGCUUGAUCCCCCGUGAGG
Messenger RNA from Cornus florida, 1873 nucleotides. Its product is annotated as zeatin O-glucosyltransferase-like. Lineage: Eukaryota; Viridiplantae; Streptophyta; Magnoliopsida; Cornales; Cornaceae. The record is from RefSeq and is a predicted model, not a curated record. The transcript has a single exon. Bases 285 to 1730 code for a protein of 481 amino acids. Gene Ontology annotation, molecular function: UDP-glycosyltransferase activity.